Messenger RNA from Impatiens glandulifera, 1347 nucleotides. Its product is annotated as bifunctional lysine-specific demethylase and histidyl-hydroxylase NO66-like. The transcript has 4 exons. Gene Ontology annotation, cellular component: nucleus. Gene Ontology annotation, biological process: protein desumoylation. Lineage: Eukaryota; Viridiplantae; Streptophyta; Magnoliopsida; Ericales; Balsaminaceae. The record is from RefSeq and is a predicted model, not a curated record. The coding region runs from base 1 to 1347 and encodes 448 amino acids. Gene Ontology annotation, molecular function: deSUMOylase activity.
AUGGAGGAGAAUAUAAAGAAGAAGAAGAGCAAGAAAAAAGAUUCUAAGAAGGACGUGAAGGUCAAAGAGGAGAAGACUACUGAGGGGACUGUGGGGGCUGAUGAGAAGGUGAAUGAUGUAAAGAAAGAUGAUGUGGUUGUGGGGGAUGAUGUUGCUAAGGUGGAGGAUGAUGAGAAGGUGGGGGAUGAUGAGAAGGUGAAUGAUGUAAAGAAAGAUGAUGUGGCUGUGGGGGAUGAUGUUGCUAAGGUGGAGGAUGAUGAGAAGGUGGAUGACGUAAAGGUGGAUGAUGAGAAGGUGGAAGAUGAUGUAAAGGUGGAGGACGAUGAGAAGCUAGAUGAUGUGGCUAAGGCGGAUGAUGUGGAGGAUGAUCUGAAAGUGAAGGUGAAUGAUCUGAAAGUGAAGGUGAAGGAUGAGGAGAGUGUGGGUGUGGAUGUGAAGGAUUUAUACAAUACUCCUCCUAAAGCGAAUUUUGGGAGGAGAGUGAGGAAGCCGAAAAAAGAUGAAUCGUACAUCAACCCUUCUUUGUCAAAAAUGCCAAAGACAAAUGAUCCGAUGAAAAUCAAUCCCCUUCAAAAGUUUGAAGAUGAGCUGCUGGAUAAAGUAAAAGAUUGGUUGAUGAUCCAAAAACAAAUGAUGCGAAAAGGAUGUAUCGACUUGCGAAGUGGGGAAGGAUAUGAAAUGGAUGCAUUCUGCUACCUUUUGCGAAAAAGGAUUGCAGAAUAUCCCAAGACGUAUAAAAAGUCUAAAGUCGGAAUAGGGGACUGCCUUUUGACCGAUAGAAUCAGGCGAGAGUACAAGAAAUUUAGUAAAGAUAUUGCAAAUUAUCCGGUCGAUGAAUUCAAAGACUACUACAUGUGUGCACCUCAUAGAAACAUGCCUGAAUGGUCAGAAAUCGACGAUAUUUACUUGCCCGUCAAUAUAAACCAGAAGCAUUGGAUUCUGUGUGUUGCACGUCUUCAGAAGUAUCGAAUUGACGUCUAUGACUGCGAUGCAUAUCUUUAUAAGAACCUGGAUCCUUUUUUGAAACCGUUGUGCGAGAUGAUUCCACAAAUAUUUGCACACUCAAUAACUGACGGUGAGAGGAAAAAGUAUCCUGACUUCAACUUCAGAGACCCCAUUAAACCCAUGACAUACAAAAGGUUCCCACACCCCAAAGUCAAAACCGCAGUAGCGAAGAUAGGAGAGGUCCCAAGAGAAUCCGAAAGUGGGGACUGCGGUGUAUUCACGUUGAUGUACAUGGAAUAUCUGACUGCUAACCUAGGAGUGCAGAAUGUGACAUCAGAUAACAUGGGGUUUUUUAGACAGAAGAUGGCGGUUAGGUUAUUCCAUCAAGUUAUCGAACCUUAG